Pecten maximus is the source of this 3303-nucleotide messenger RNA. RefSeq names its product patched domain-containing protein 3-like. The transcript has 3 exons. The record is from RefSeq and is a predicted model, not a curated record. NCBI's taxonomy places the organism in Eukaryota, Metazoa, Mollusca, Bivalvia, Pectinida, Pectinidae. Bases 140 to 2758 code for a protein of 872 amino acids. Gene Ontology annotation, cellular component: membrane.
UUUUUUUUCUCAUUUUUAGUUUUCCAAGACUGUGUUUCAUCAACCUAAAGAAAGAAAGCAUUAAUUAUUAGAUUUUUACGAUAACGCUACAAAUUUUGUGUAACUUAUCUAUACUCCGGCUUAUAUUUUACAGCGGAAAAUGAAUUUCUCAAGAAAAGUGGAAGAAAACAUGUCCAGCGCUUUCGGGCGAUAUGGGAAAGUCUUGGCUAGAUACCCAUGGACUUCUAUCAUUUUAUGUAUUGUUGUAAACGGUCUUCUUGGCGUGAACAUUCAGUGGAUAACAUCUGAUUCCGAUUUAGAAAGAGUAUACACGCCAACCAACAGCCAGGCGGACCAGGAUAGGGACCGGAUAGCGUCUAUGUUUCCCGAUUCCACAGGUACAAACUUCUAUCGACAAAGUACAGAUAGCCUUGGCUUAUUUGGAGAAAUAAUUUUCAAACCUCGACAUGAGAGCAACGUUUUGAAGAGAAAAUAUAAAAAAGUUAUAGAAGAAAUCUUGAAAACCGCACGUGCCACCUAUGUGACUGAUAUUGACGAUAAGAUAUAUAGAUACGAGGAACUUUGUGCGAGGAGAAAUGGUGAAUGUGUUGUAGAUGGUGAGUUUUUAUUAGAAAAUGCAUUCUGGGAUAUGCUGAAAAACGGAAGUAUUACUAGAGAGAUGUUUGACAAAGAAGACUAUUUCCUCAUUAUGGGAGAUCCGACAUUUGUAAAUGAAACUCUGAGAUCUGCAUUUGCAUUAAAACUACGACUCAGUUUACGACAAGAUUCUAGAACAUUCACUGAACUAUCUUCAAAAUGGGAGAAGGAAUUCUUAAAAACAUCAAAGGAUAUCAAAUUGAACGAUUCAGAUAUAGCGUACCAGAUAUCCGAUUCAUUGAACUCUGAACUUGAUGCAAACACCGGAGGAGACAUUACUUAUUUUUCGCUAACAUUUACUCUCAUGAUCACAUAUGCCUCUUUUGUCGCUGCGGGCGGAAACUGUGUGUCACAACGUGGUCAUCUAGGACGUGCUGGAGUCAUAUCGGCAGGAUUAGCAAUCCUUGGAUCAUUCGGACUAAUGUCCGCAUGUCACGUGAAAUUUGUCAACAUCGUGGGAGUCAUGCCAUUCCUGAUUAUUGGAAUCGGUGUAGAUGACAUGUUUAUCAUGAUGUCCGGUCUUGCAGAAGCUGACCAAUCCGCUCAAAUAGAAGAUAAGAUUGCUCAUGUAAUGAAAACCAGCGGAAUCGCAAUAACAAUCACCUCUCUCACGAACUUCAUCGCUUUUGUUGUUGGCAUCACAUCAGUCUUCAAAAGUGUCCGAAACUUUUGUAUUUACACAGCUGCUGCAGUGGGAUUCUGUUAUCUAAAUCAAAUAACAUUUUUCAUCGGAUGUAUGGUGCUGCAAGAGAGAAGAGUAGCCGAGAACAGGCACUGUAUCACAUGUGUACCGAUAGAAUUCCCGGAUGAAAAGAACAAUCAGUCGGAAUCUGUUGCGAAACGAAUCUGUUGUACAGGGUCUCCGCCUAAGUCAAGAAAUGAACAAGAGAGUAUGCUCGAGAAAAUUCCGCGUUUGGUUAUACCAAGGAUGAUUGUUAAUCUACCGGCAAAGUUUAUAACAAUUAUGUUGUACCUAGCAUAUCUUGCUUUUUCUGUAUUAGGAGUUACACGUUUACAUCAAGGUUUGAAUUUACAAAAUUUGGUAUCGGACAGUUCAUAUUAUUAUCAGUUCAGUAAAUGGGACUUUGAUUACUUUCCUUUGAACUUUCCGGUAUCAUUUGUCGUACCGUCCUAUCAAAACUAUUCUUCGGGUCGUGUUUCAGAUGACAUAGAUUCCCUCCUGACAACUGCAAACAGACACAUUGAUAUUGAAGACAGUUAUGAACUAAAUUGGCUGAAAUCGUAUCAAAAUUCUAUUUAUUUUACAAAUACUUCAGAGAAAGCGUUUGUAAAUGGACUCCGUGAUUUUCUAAACACCACAACUGUUUUCAGAAAUGAUGUCGUUUUCAAUCAUGCCAAUGACCGAAUUGAAGCCUGUCGAUUCCAUGUUUUUUCUAAGAGUAUAAAGGACAGUUAUACACAAGGAAAGCUUAUGCUGCAAAUGCGAGAAAUUGCAAGUAGUUCGAUAAUUCCUUGUUUCGCUUAUUCACCGGUCUUUAUAUUCUUCGAGCAAUAUGUCGCCGUGGUACCUAGCACUCUUCAGACAGUAGGGAUUGCUGUAGCUGCCGUGUUUGUUGUUGCAUGUCUAAUGAUGCCCAACCCUUUCCUCAUUCUUUGUAUUGCGUUGUCUUUAGCCUCAAUUAUCACCGGUGUUCUUGGCUUCAUGCACUUCUGGGGACUGUCUCUCAGUUCCAUUACCAUGAUCCAUGUAAUCAUGAGCGUUGGGUUCUCGGUAGAUUUCAGUGCACACAUCUGUCAUGCUUUUCUGACGUCAGAGGGUCAGGAUAGGAACGCCAGAGUAUGCAAAGCAUUGGAAAUAACCGCAGGGCCUAUUUUCAACAGUGCUGUAUCCUCUAUUGUAGGGAUCGUAAUGCUAACAUUAUCAGAAUCUUAUGUGUUUAUUUCUUUCUUCCGUGUGAUGUUGCUUGUGAUUUUGUUUGGGUUUUUCCAUGGAAUGUUUGUACUGCCAGUCAUCUUUUCCCUGAUAGGACCAAACAAACCGAUUAAAAGCAAUGUCAGCGUCUUCAAACGCAAAUGUGACCAGAAAAAUCAGAAAAUGGAUAAAACAGGAACUUACAAUCAUGGAUAUGAACCCGACCAUUCAUUACAAACACAAUUAUAGAUACCCUAUCGACUGCCUUCAAGCUUGUUCGAAUAUACGUGAAAUGUAAAUACAAGUUCAUUAUAUAGAUAAAGUGGUCACAGGGCAUAUACAAAGUGGUUUGAAUGCAUAUGCAGUAAAAGUGGUCAGAAUCAAAACGAUGCAAUGUACCAUUGGUUAGUGAUUUGUUAUAUAUAUGUACAAGCUAUGAUUUUAUUUUAGAUUAUUUGUAUAUGUUUCUUCAUAAGUUUGAUCCAUAAUCACUACAGUGAAUAAUAUCUUUAGUGUCUACCAUUAACAAAAAACAACUUUCCAUUGAUGGAUGGUUGCAGUUUAUUGUCUGCAUGUACAUAGCUAUAUUAUAUUAUUGACCUUUUUACGUAAUUAACAUAGGAAAUUUCUAAUAAAAUAUCCUGAUAUGAAAUGAUAAAUCUGCAAACCAUUGUACUUCGCCAAAUCAUUAUCAUUAUUAUUAUAUAUUUAUAUAUUACAUGCAUUUAUAUAUGUGUGUUAUAAUGGAAUACCAAUUCAGUUAAGUCUCCAAUUAAAGUUUUGUGGAUAGAAAA